Molecule: messenger RNA, 1038 nt
Organism: Lactuca sativa (garden lettuce)
Lineage: Eukaryota; Viridiplantae; Streptophyta; Magnoliopsida; Asterales; Asteraceae
Source: RefSeq, a predicted model, not a curated record
AUGAAUUUCAUAGAUGUUAUUGGCGUGGUUGUCUCCCGUACUACUAUUAUCCCCUCUCAGAAAAAAGACAAGCAGAGAAUCCAUCUUGAGCUCAAAAACUUGGAUGGUGUACUACUUAAGUUUGCAAAAAUAAAUGAUUACAGAGGUAAUAUCGGUGUUGCAAGUUACUAUGAUGUCACAACUGUCUUCAUCAACACUGAUAUUGAUGAAAUCAAACAGUUUAGAGAAAAGUUGGCUAAGGAUAAUGAAUCUUCACAAUCAUCUGGUACCAUCAGCUUGAUUCGGACAAAACAUGUUUCACUCAAUGACGAUUUCCUAAAAAAUAAUGAGGUUAAGACAAUUUACAAAAGUAAAGAACCUGUCCAGGGAAAAGUGGGCAGAUGGGUGACAUUUUCAUGGUUGUGUUUGACAGAAAAUCGUCCUAGGGAUAUUCAACUCAGAUACAUGAUUCCAGUUUGUGUUCAAGACGAUUCUGCUUCUACAAUCUUAACUAUGUUUGAUCGGGAAGCAUAUGGGCUCUUGGGAAUUCCAGCCAGAGAUUUAGCAGAAAAACAUACUAGGCUUGGAUUCAGUUUGGGCAUAUAUCCUCCUGAACUCAAUUUUUUGAAAAACAAGCAUUUAGCUUUUAAAGUCAGUGUCACAAAAUACAAUGUGAGAUUUCAAAAUAGUGUCUACACAAUCUCAAGGGUAACGGAGGAAAAGCAAAUAAUCGAGAGUUUGGAGAGAAAGCUACUUCAGUUGCAGCCUGCAACUUUAGAGUCUUUAAACGAUGGACCAUCCGACUCCAAUUCCCAGGAAAAAAUACUUACCAAGGAUUGGGUUUCACAUUCGGAUGAAAAUGUUACACCGUCUACCGGAAAUAUUUUGACACCAACAAGUUUUGAAAAUGUAAAAAGUACUCCGAUGAAUUUAACACGCAAGUUUGAAGAAGUGUAUGAUGUGGAACAGUAUUCGAAUUCGUCAUCAACAAAAGCACCACGUCUUUCAACUGGAACUGGAGAGGGGAUCAAGCUUUUGAUACCAAAAGUUGAAAAAUAA